UGCAUUCUGCGACAGCGACCAUCACGCCGACUUCCGACCCGUCUAACUACCUACGAACGUACGCAACCCGCCGUCGCAUCUCGAAUAUCGCCGCCUAUUCCACCUCGGUGUAUUGAAAAGGAAUCGAAAGCAUCUCAAGAUAGGCUCCUUAGAUCCUUCAGAAACCCCAAUACCUAUCAUCAUGGCGUCUUCAUCCACGCCCAUCACCCCGUUGCUCUACUCGUGCAUAGCGCACAACAACACCAUCCUCAGCGAAUGCACCACAUCGGCCGUAUCGCAAACCUCUUCCCUCGCCUCCGUCAUCCUCCCCAAAAUCGAGCACAAUACCCCUCAGAAGCUGACCUACACCCACGGCUCGCACCACAUCCACUACAUCGCCGAGGCGCCCUCCGACCAUCCAGACCACCCCUCCGCCGGCGGCCUCACCUUCCUCGUCAUCGCCGACGCCUCGCUGGGCCGCCGCAUCCCCUUCGGUUUCCUCUUUGAGAUCCGCCGCCGCUUCCUCGAGCAGUUCCCCGCCGAGACAACCGACUACGCCGAGCUGCCCAACUACGGCGCCGCCAGCUACAAUGGCCAGCUCAAGAAGUUCAUGGUCGACUUCGGUACCACGAGCGGCGGCAAGGACGACGCAAUCUCCAACGUCCAGCGCGAGAUCGACGACGUCCGGGGCAUCAUGACGCGCAAUAUCGAGGGCUUGCUCGAGAGAGGCGAGCGCAUCGACUUGCUCGUCGACAAGACGGACCGUCUCGGCGGCAGCGCGCGCGAGUUCCGCGUCCGCAGCCGCGGCUUGAAGAGGAAGAUGUGGUGGAAGAACGUCAAGCUGAUGGCGCUCCUCACGCUGGUCGUGGUGCUCAUCGUACUCGCCAUCGUGAUUGCGGUGAAGAACUAAAAGCAAGCAGGACAACUGUUUUCGCCUGGUGCUGGGUUUGGAGAGUUUGGCUUCGAAUUGGCUUCGUGUAGCGGGCACGGAGCUAUGUACACAUGAACGCGACGUGUUUCGAUGGUGUAAAGUGCUGCUAGUCAAAUUGGGCAAAUGGUUUGGCUUGAAUUGGCGAAACGGGAAACGCAACUUUUUUUUUGGGAAACAAAACGACGAGACUUUUAAUUUUCGUUAUGAAGAAACCCUCGAUGGGGUUACACUCAACCACACAUCUCCUAAACUGUCACUUGUGGGUUCAGGAACCACAUCGAAAUACAAGUAAAUCGAUUAAUCCGCUUUCACUGAUCACUUGUGUAUGUCAGUGUUUACACCGCGGCACGGUAGCCCUUCUCGAGACUUAUUCGGUGUCUCUUAUACGGCAACGGCAAUGAUUGAUAAACAAGAGGGAAAUGAGCAAGACCGUUGAGAUUCUACUACCUGAACUAGGCAAUUUCAACGUGCUGGCAUGUAGCCCAUUUGAAGACGAAUAUGAAUCAAACGGCUUCGAAUAAUAAAAAAGUUUACACGUAUAUUGUACAAAGAGACGGCAUACGAGUCCUUCCAUGAUCAGACAUUUAUAUCCCAGUUAAAGUCAUACCUGAUCAUCAUGCUCUCUAAUUUAUAUAUAUUUGCCCCAAGGAACACAGAGUAGCCUAGCGACACCUAACACAUUGUAUCACUGGAGCUUUAUUGCACCAUCCCCCUUGUCUGUCCUCCUUUAAUUCCCUUUCUCUGUCUUCUGCUAGACGUUCCGUACUAUCAUUGAAUCCGCCGGUCCAGUCAUUUCAGACAAGGCAUCGAUGGACUAGUAAUCCUCCCUCUCAAUGAACAAUCAUUAAACAUUCGAAAGCCGCUGACUCUCGAAGGUUUCAGCUUUGGA
Messenger RNA from Colletotrichum scovillei, 1799 nucleotides. RefSeq names its product synaptobrevin. The record is from RefSeq and is a predicted model, not a curated record. The transcript has 2 exons. Gene Ontology annotation, cellular component: membrane. Bases 182 to 889 code for a protein of 235 amino acids. NCBI's taxonomy places the organism in Eukaryota, Fungi, Ascomycota, Sordariomycetes, Glomerellales, Glomerellaceae. Gene Ontology annotation, biological process: vesicle-mediated transport.